This is a messenger RNA of Dunckerocampus dactyliophorus (ringed pipefish), 1537 nucleotides long. It is a transcript of the gene il13ra1, whose product is annotated as interleukin 13 receptor, alpha 1. Gene Ontology annotation, molecular function: protein binding. The coding region runs from base 200 to 1444 and encodes 414 amino acids. The transcript has 9 exons. Lineage: Eukaryota; Metazoa; Chordata; Actinopteri; Syngnathiformes; Syngnathidae. The record is from RefSeq and is a predicted model, not a curated record.
CCAUCAUGGUGGACUUUCUGAGCCAUGGCGUACUACACUCUAAUGCAUUCAGUUGCCGGAGAAGAACAGAUCUGUAUUUCUAGCGUCUUUGGGCUGGAAGCUGACGAAAUCCCGAAGAAAAGAACUCUUGAAAUGAGCUUCAGUGGAGCUAUUUAACAUUUUAAAGCUCGCUUAAAGACGUGAGAAAGUUUUAGUUAGGAUGUUAUUUUUUCAUGUUUUGCUUAGCCUCUUGCUAGCAGCAGGUUCUCCAAGUCAGACGGUCAAAAUCACACCCCCGCACAACUUGACACUUCAGUGGACCAGCGACUUUGAUGCACAGCUGUGGUGGGCACAUGAGCGUCUGCCGCCAAGCUGCAAGUACAAAGUGUCGUGGAGAACGAAGGAGAAAUACUCGAUGGAGGAGAGCGAUCAUCAGACACCGCCAUCCCUGUUGAGCUUUUCAAUGGAGGGGGGCUCCUUGUUUGUUUCUGUUCACAGCGUCUGUAAGGACCAACACAGCCAGCCUGCCGUCCUCAAUGUUACAUACCCAGAGCUGGUCUCUGAUGUGCAAUGCGGCAUCAUCUCAUCCACGCUCACUCAGUGCUCCUGGCGGCCGCUCAGUCCUCCUCCAAGUCUCUCUUUCUAUUAUGGGUUAGUGGACGAGCUGGAAGACAUGGCCUCCUUCGAUGUCAAGUUACGAGAGUGCCCGUUGUACACUCACACCGACAGCCUGAGGACGGGCUGCCAUCUGCGGUCCACAGCCAUCCAGUCCAUCUACGUAUUGUUCAACACAACCCUUAAUGAUACCCUUGUCAGAAACACCUUCAAAAUAAAACCUGUGCCAGGUGGAGACAUUCUCAAUCAUUAUUGUCCUUUCAUGGACGUAUUGUGUGUAGUCUUGGUCAACAUUUUAGCAUCCAUUCCCUGUGCAGUGACUCCUCGUCCACUAAACUGGAGCAUUAGUGAAGUUGGAGGCAAAUUCAUCUUAAGCUGGGUCCCUCCUGAUGUCUUACAUCUGUCUCGCUGGACCUUCAUCAUAAAUUACACUGAGUGUGAUGAAAGGAAGAUUAUAGAAGUCCUGGGAAAGACGUCAAAGCUAAUACACCGGGUGUCUCACUGCUGCUACCACAUGUCCCUUAAAGCACGCAGCUUAGACGGAGAGACGGGAUGGAGUGAUGCAAAGUAUUUUGCUGCAGCCAAAGAUGCGAACGCGAGGCUGUAUGCCGCCAUCAUCAUCCCGCUGCUGCUUGUUGGCCUCACCUUGCUCACUUGUGUGUGCUGCAGCAGGAAUAAAGAACACAUCUUCACCAAAGUGCCACAACCUCGGGACCUUCUCAGUGAUAUUUACAACAACAAAACAAAGAGUGCAGUUUGCAACCUUCAUUUCCCAGAAAAGGAAGAAGAGAAUUGCAAGAUUACUCUGGUGACGGAUCAGCAACAAGAGCAAUUUCACCAUUUCAUUUGACUCUUGAUUGUAUUUAACCUGUAUUUUCAAAUUAAAAGAGAAACAAAAUUGACUACCUGAAUCUACUUGAGUGAAACGAAUGAAUAAAAGUGU